Messenger RNA from Trichophyton rubrum CBS 118892, 363 nucleotides. RefSeq lists its product as uncharacterized. The transcript is spliced from 2 exons. Lineage: Eukaryota; Fungi; Ascomycota; Eurotiomycetes; Onygenales; Arthrodermataceae. The coding region runs from base 1 to 363 and encodes 120 amino acids. The record is from RefSeq and is a predicted model, not a curated record.
AUGAAGCUAGUCGUGGAGCUGGAGAGUUUGAAGUUGAAGAAGAGAAUGAAGCUGGAGUUGGAGUUGAAGUUGAAGUUGGAGGAGAAGAAGAAGAAGAAGAAGAGAAAAGGUCUCAAGUUUCCUUUUGCGGAGUUUAUCAGCCCGCGGCUAAAGUCACAUGCAGCUGACUCAGCCGAUAAUGGAUCAAGAAGACGGCUUCUCGGGCAGCGGCGCCAGUCCCUCCGCCAGAAAGAAGUCGGACACUCUCCAGCUUCUUUGAAUAUCAUCGUCAUCAUCGUCGAUGGGCUCGACGUUGGAUGCAUGCUAGGCCCCACUCUCGAGCUCCAGGAACGCGGCGCGGGAAAGCUUGAAUCGAAGCCAUAG